Sorghum bicolor (sorghum) is the source of this 882-nucleotide messenger RNA. Its product is annotated as thioredoxin-like protein YLS8. NCBI's taxonomy places the organism in Eukaryota, Viridiplantae, Streptophyta, Magnoliopsida, Poales, Poaceae. The record is from RefSeq and is a predicted model, not a curated record. The transcript has 2 exons. The coding region runs from base 131 to 559 and encodes 142 amino acids. Gene Ontology annotation, biological process: mRNA splicing, via spliceosome. Gene Ontology annotation, cellular component: U4/U6 x U5 tri-snRNP complex; U5 snRNP; spliceosomal complex.
UAGGUUUCGGCCUUCGGGAGCUCCUCCUCCUGUCCUUCUCGCCGAAAAGCAGCGCAGCACCCGCAGCGACAGGAGAGAACUCGAGAAGCCCCGGAGGAGGAGCAGCCGUCGGGGGGUCGGGGGGAAGAAGAUGUCGUACCUGCUGCCGCAUCUGCACUCGGGGUGGGCGGUGGACCAGGCCAUCCUCGCCGAGGAGGAGCGCCUCGUCAUCAUCCGCUUCGGCCACGACUGGGACGAGACCUGCAUGCAGAUGGAUGAAGUGCUGGCAGCAGUAGCUGAGACCAUAAAGAACUUUGCAGUCAUCUACCUUGUCGACAUCACGGAGGUCCCUGAUUUCAACACCAUGUAUGAGCUGUACGACCCUUCGACGGUGAUGUUCUUCUUCCGGAACAAGCACAUCAUGAUUGAUCUCGGGACAGGAAACAACAACAAGAUCAACUGGGCCCUGAAGGACAAGCAAGAGUUCAUCGACAUCGUGGAGACUGUUUACAGGGGUGCCCGGAAAGGCCGCGGUCUGGUGAUCGCCCCAAAGGACUACUCCACCAAGUACCGUUACUAAGAAGGCCGGCAUUCGCGCCGGGCAGCAGCAGCAGCUUACUAGCCUACUAGUAUGUUCUCCCCCCCCCCCUCCCCCCCCCCUGUGCAAUCUACUGUGGGGAUGUUUACUUGGACUAUCGGUCCGACAGGUGAUGCUUAACUGUAUCUUGGCAUGCCCUAGUAUAUUCAGUCGCUGGCGAGCGAUGCUUAACUGUAUUUUGGCAUGCCAUUGUGAACUUGUGAAGUUGUGAUUUGAGGUGAUUGAUCGAGUGUUAAACGAACAGCUUUGUUCUCCCUUUUAUAUGCUUAUAUAUACUAAUAAGAAACGGUUACUGGUUUGGAACA